Molecule: messenger RNA, 2654 nt
Organism: Gordionus sp. m RMFG-2023
Lineage: Eukaryota; Metazoa; Nematomorpha; Gordioida; Chordodea; Parachordodidae
Product: THO complex subunit 1-like
Exons: 17
Coding region: 18-2177 (719 amino acids)
Biological process (GO): regulation of DNA-templated transcription elongation; mRNA export from nucleus
Cellular component (GO): THO complex part of transcription export complex
Source: RefSeq, a predicted model, not a curated record
AUAAAAUUAGUUGUCAAAUGGAAAUUUUAAAAACUUACGAUAUAAAAAUUGGAGAUUUACGACGUAUAUAUCAAGAUAAUUGUAAAGGGAAUAAAUCUUUAUUUGAAAAUGAAAUACGGAAAUUUUUUAUAACAAAAAUACAGGAAUUACCCAAUGACACUGUUGGGAUUGUCUCAUAUCUUAAUACCAUAUUGGUAGCUGUUGAAGAAGAUUUAUGUGCAACAUCUACUCCAUUUUUACUUCUUCAAGAUUCUUUAGAUCUUUUAUCAAAAGAUAAGUGCAAUUUAAUAUUCACUUACAUUGAAAAUAAUUUAAAUUUAUGGAAAAAAGAACCUAUGCAUACAGCUGGGAAAAAUUAUCUAUUGCGUAUGUGCAAUGGUUUACUUAAAAGGCUCUCUCCAUCACAAGACACAAUUUUGUGUGGUCGGAUUCAAAUAUUUUUAGCAAAAUUAUUUUUGAUCUCUGAUCGCUCAGGUCUUAAUUUAAAUGGACAAUUUAAUAUUGAUAAUGUAACAUUAUAUGAAAAUAAGGAAGAAUAUGAUCAAUUUAAAAAUAUUAGAUUAAGCAUUAUAGAUAAUUCUAAUAAAUACUCAAGUGUAAAUGAUGAGGAUCUAAAGAAAAAAAUUGAGGAUUAUAAUUUUUAUGAAAAAUUUUGGUCUAUACAAAAUGUGUUCAAAGAUCCUAUUCAAUGCUUUAUAAAUGACAAUUGGACUAAGUUUGUAGAAGACACAAAUGAAAUUUUAAAAGUAUUUUCUACAAUAAAUUCAUAUCAAGACAAAAAUAACUCUAAUAUAACAUCCCCUAUAAAAAACAAACCAAAUAUUAUUUCUAAUCAAAAUAAUAAAAUUAUAAAUGAGCGAAAUUCAAAAAAUAUAAAAGAUGACUUAUACGACAUAUUAAACCACUUUACUUCAAUAAAUAAUCACAAAUAUGAUGUUGGGAAAACUUUUAAAGAAAUUUAUUUUGCCAAAUAUUUAACAGGAUCAAAUUUACUUAAUAUGCAGUUAGAAGACACACAUUUUAGAAGAUGCAUAUUACUGCAAUACCUAUUCAUAUUCCAAUUCCUUACCAUAGAAUCAAGAUUUAAAACCAAUUUACAGACUCUUGAUGAAAAUAAGAAAAAAUGGAUUAGCAAUACAGAGAAAGAUAUUUUAAAUAUACUUGAAGAUGAUCAUUGCACAUCCAAAUUAAAAUUGAAAGUACAAGAUAUUUUGAAAUAUGAAGAAUUUUGGAAUGAUUGGAAAAACAAUGGGUGUCCAAAUUUUACUAAAAUUCCUCCAAAAUUAGAGAUGACUGAGGAUGUUACCAAAAAAUCUAUAGAAAGUACUGAAUCUCCCCCAAGCAAAAAACUCAAACGAAGAUACAAAAAAUUAUAUUUAGAUUUAGGAAACCCAGAAUUGAAUGCUUUAUGGAAUUACGAGCCUGAUAACAUCAAAGCUUGUGCUUCUAAAAACAGAAUAUUCAAACCUUCCCUGCAACAAUUCAUGGCCCAAAACUCCUCAGUUGAUAGACUAUCAAACAAUCCCACUGAUACGGAUAUGGAUAGUUCGGGUGAUUACUUACAUUUAGCCAAAGCUAACAAUCAAUUUUCCGAUCAGACAACGAGGGAAUGGAAAACCUUGAGGCUAAUGAGUAGGGAAUGUAGACAUUUCUUCUUGCCCUACUUCCAAGGCAGUUCGCAUCACCACAAUGCCAAUAAUAGUCAGGGACCUAACACUGCUAACGUAACUGGUUCUUCAGCUGCUAAUAGUACCAAUAGUGCAAAGACAACUGAUAUUUCUAAUAAAGUAGUAUCGGAUUUCAUUGAUAAGGUUUCCAAUAAGAUUAAACUUGAGGCCAAUAAAAAUAAAGCCACUUCAAUGAUUACCCAAAACAUUACCACACCAAUUUUAAAAGAUGAUUUCAAAGCUUCAAACAUAGCCAAGCAAGCCAGUAAAGUGGACACGGUAGGGGAAGGGAAGGAGGGAAACAAUCUUAUAAAAGAAAUUGGUACAGAUCAAGUCAUGGGGCAACCUGAUGAUAAUAUUGAUAAAACCACUUCAAAUCACAAUGGUAUCAUGGAAAAAAAAAAAGCUCCAGAGUCAGAUCGCGAUAUGCAUUCUCCUAACCAUAGUUUAUCGAAGAGGAUAAAAAUUGAAAAUGAUGAUACAAAUAGCAAUUCAAUUAAAAAAACCUAAUAUUAUAAUAUAUAUUAUUAAUAUGCCUUAUUAUAUAUAUAAAAUCAGUUGGAUAAAUUUGUUGAAUUUGAAUAAUUAUUAUAAAUGCUUUCGAAAUGGAUAUAGGUUUAAAGUUUUACUUAUUCAUUUACUUUGUGAACCUUACAUAGCACAAAUUUUCUGGCAUUUACGGUACUGAUUUUUACUGGCUCAUAUUACAUUACUUUUUCUUUUGCCGAAGGCCAGGCAAAAGAGGACUGAAGGCCGGUAAAUGGGUGUUUGGAUGUGUAGUCAGUCCUUCAUUUGCAUAAAUGUAAUAAAAGAUUUCAUCAGUUUUCUUUAUGAAUUUAAAAUACUACAAUAUUUAUAAGAAAGGGGUAAGUGGAGCUAGACUAAUUUAAAAGAAAUUUUAUAAAAAUUCUUCGUUUUUUAAAAAUUUUUUUUUGUUAUAGAAAAAUUUGAUAAAAUCAUAAAAUUCAGGGCGUUUACCUUCUGAUC